CCAGAAGGAGCUGGAGAAACUUGUGUCUGAUGGACGUUUUUAUUUUUAAUAAGUUUUAGUUGCAGCUCAUGUCUGAGGAUCAAGAACCAGCCACAGAAUGAGUUCAGUUUGGUUUAUUUUACUCCUGUUUCUGCGGGCGGUGGAGCUGCGGCAGGUGCUCCCCGGUCCGGGGCCCCAGGAGUCGAGCCAGGGGCCCCAUCAGGUCCUCACCCAUCCAGGGCUCCGGGAGACGGCGGAGGAUGCAGGGACCCCCGGGCCCCGGGAGUCGACCCAGCGGUUGGAGGAUACAGGGUACCAGGGGCCCCACACUGGAAAAAUGCAUCAGGUCCUCUCCGGUCCCGGGUUCCGGGAGAUGGUUGAGGAUGCAGGGUACCAGGGGCCCCAUCAGUUCCUCCCCCAUCCAGGGCUCCGGGAGUCGCCCCAGCGGGCGGAGCAUGCUAAAACCUCAGGUCUCGGCCAGGUCCUCACCGGUCCCGGGCCCCAGGGGACGGCGGAGGAUGCAGGGACCCCGGGGCCCCAUCAGGACAUGGUUCCCCUUAAGCGGGUCCCCCGAGGGGCCAGAGACGGGGGUUUGAGGAGAAAAGACCAGCCUCCCCAGAACAGUUUGGGGCUCCCGCGGCGGAACGACGACCCGGACCGGUACUUCACGACCCCGCGGGGCCCCCAGGGCCCCCGGGGCCCCUCGGCCCCCCCCAGGAACUCCACUGGGGGCUCCGGGCUGCUGAACCCGCUGUUCCCCGUCACCGACGGCUCCUGCUGGGCCUACGCCGUCAUGCUGCUGGCGCUGCUGCUGUUCUCGGCCGGCGUGGUGGGGAACCUGGCGCUCAUGUGCAUCGUCUGGCACAGUUUCCACCUGAAGAGUUCCUGGAACUGCGUGCUGGCCGGCCUGGCCCUCUGGGACUUCCUGGUGCUCUUCUUCUGCCUCCCCGUCGUCGUCUUCCACGAGCUGACGCUCCGGCGGCUGCUGGGCGGCCUGUCCUGCCGCCUGGUGCCCUACCUGGAGGUGACGUCUCUCGGCGUGGCCACCUUCAGCCUCUGCGCCCUGAGCAUCGACCGUUUCCACGCGGCCACCGGCCCGACGCCCCACCAGAGCCCCAGGGUGGAGCCCUGCCAGUCCAUCCUGGCCAAGCUGUCCGUCAUCUGGCUGGGCUCGCUGGUGUUAGCGGCGCCGGAGCUGCUGCUGUGGCAGCUGCUGCAGGAAACCGUGGGGCUAACGCCGGCAGCGGCGCCACCCGCCGGCGCACUGAUGGCGGCGCUGCGGUCCCGGACCGACGGCUUCCAGGUGGACGUGUGCGUCCGCGAGCCGUGGGCGGAGCUUCCGGAGGGCGUGUACGCGCUGGUGCUAACCUACCACCAGGCCCGCACGUGGUGGAUCUUCGGCUGCUACAUAUGCCUGCCGCUGCUCUUCACGCUAGCCUGCGACCUGGUGACGCGGCAGGUGCUAGCGCAGCACCGAUCCGGAUCCUCCUCUUCCUCCUCCUCGACUUCAUCCUCUUCCUCCUCCCGGAAGCAGCAGAGGCUACGCUCCACCGUCAUGGCGCUAACCGCCCUCUACGUCGCCUGCAACCUGCCGCCGAGCGUCAUCAGCAUCGCGCUGGCGUACCUGCCGGCGGCGGCUGCGGCGCUGCCGGCUCCCGUCCUGCCGGCGCUGAACCUGGCGGAGCAGUUCCUGCUGUUCCUGCGCUGCUCGGCGACGCCGGUGCUGUUGCUGUGCCUGUGCCGCUCGCUGGGCCAGGCCUUCGUGGACUGCUGCUGCUGCUGCUGCGAGGACUGCCUCCCCGACUCGUCCUCCUCGGCCUCCUCGGCCUCCACCGCCGCCACCUCCGGCCUGUCCUCGCCCACCUCGCCCUCGCCGUCCUCCCUGUCUCCCUCCAGCAAGGACGAGGCCAUGAAGGUCCUGCUGCCGCCGGAGCCUUGCUACGACCGGGUGAAGGACUCUUCGGUAGCCAUGGGAACGCCCUGCUGAAGUCCAGGACCGUACAAGUAGCCACCGCUCUUAUUUUGGUAGUUUUAUACAACGUUUCUGUAGAAUAUUGAACCUUUUUAUCUCAGAGGGUCCCAACACAGGCGCGAGGUUUACGGCUCCGUCCGAUUUUCGUCCAGAACCUGAACCCCAGCUCUUUACAGUUUAGAGACGUUCCUUCACAGUAACAUGUCCAGAGAUGUUCCUUCACAGUAACAUGUCCAGAGAUGUUCCUUCAAAGUGACAUGUUUAGAGAUGUUCCUUCACAGUAACAUAUCCACAAAUGUUCCUUCACAGUAGCAUGUUUAGAGAUGUUCCUUCACAGUAACAUGUCUAGAGAUGUUCCUUCACAGUGACAUGUUUAGAGAUGUUCCUUCACAGUAACAAAUCCACAAAUGUUCCUUCACAGUAACAUAUCCACAAAUGUUCCUUCACAAUAACAUGUUUAGAGAUGUCCCUUCAAAGUGACAUGUUUAGAGAUGUUCCUUCACAAUAACAUAUCCACAAAUGUUCCUUCACAGAAGCAUGUCCAGAGAUGUCACUUCACGGUGACAUAUCCAGAGAUGUUCCUUGACAGUAACAUAUCCAGAGAUGUUCCUUCACAGUAACAUGCUUAGAGAUGUUCCUUCAAAGUAGCAUGUCCAGAGAUGUUCAUUCACAGUAACAUAUCCACAAAUGUUCCUUCACAGUAACAUGUCCAGAGAUGUUCCUUCACAGUAACAUGUCCAGAGAUGUUCCUCAGAAUCUGGACCCCAGAACCUGAACCUCUCGACCCGCUAACGACCACGUUAGCGUUGGGCAUCCAGAGUUACUCUGGCUGGUUCUGCUGAACGCAGCGACAGAAAACUGUGACACCUUCAUCGCUUCCUAGAAACAGUUGAAUGUUCUUUUUUUUUUUUUUCAACAUUAUCUUUAUUUGGUUUUCUAAAUCCUUCCAAUGAUACACAAAAAUUAGAGGAAACAUCAAGGGCAGCUGAAUUAUUGUCCAGCAUUGGAAUCAUAUUUCCUUACAAGUCAGGUAUUUAUGAGAUUAUCAUAAAACAACACUCAGUUUAGUUUUAUAAGAGAAAAGGAAAGAGAAAAAAGAAAGAAAGAAAAAAAUUAAUAAAUAAAACAAGAAAUUAACAACAAUCAAAACCAUUUUUUCAAGGGUUAGCCCAAAUUAUUUCAUUGUUGUGCAUAGUUCAGAAAUACAAACUCGAAUGUACAAUUAAUCACACAGAAUAAAGAAAUCAGGUUUCAAAAGAAAGGGAAUUAUUUUAGAAACACUGCAGAGGAUCACUAAUAGCUACACCUCGUCCGCCCCUCUCCCCAGACCGUGAAUGUUCUUUUUAAGUGAAACUAAAACCGAUUUCUUUAAAACAUGAAAAGCAAAAACAAAAGAGGUUUUAUUCUUUCCAAUUGCAGAGGGUAACCAAGUAGGCGGAGUCUGCGACAAGCCCCACCCCCUGGGUCCCGUCGCCCCGGCGACGGACCCGGCGGGAUCCACUGACUGAACUACUACCGCAUACCAUGUUUUCUGUUUUCUAACAACAAUAAAAACAUUGAUAAUGACGUCAAGCCUCGUAACGCUGACCUGGACCUCCGCUAAGAGAAACCAGCACUAACUCAGAACAAGUUUCAGGGACACGGCUGCUUUAACAAAAAGCUUAACAGUAAACAAAACUAUUUUUCAGACUUUACUAACGAGGCUCCUUCGUUUGUACGGAAGCGUAUUGCAUUCACUUGAGAAAAAAAAAAUCGGCUCUGUUUUUCUGAAUUAACGAGAUAAUUAUCUCAGAAGUUUGAGAGAAGUUUAAUGAAAAAAAAAAAAUGCUUUCCGUCUGAACAACCGCAAAGUCCUGAGGUGCCUGCGCAAAGUCGACGCACUAAUAACAAUAUCAUCUAUAUAACUUAAAAAGAAGAGUAUCUCCCAGUGUUUCAAACCAAAAGCAACUUAAAACUGGAUUAAACUGGACAGGCUGAACAUGUUUGCUUCCAUGAAAUCCAGCUCUCAAGUGAAUGAAGCUUCUUGCAAAUUGUGAGGUGGUUAAUUCAGAAAAACAGAGCAGAUUUUUUUUUUCAUUAAAACUUUUCUCGAAAUUCUAAGAUUAUUAUCUCGUUAAUUCAGAAAAACAGCAGAUUUUUUUUUUCUCAAGUGAAUGCAAUACGCUUCUGUACGUUUGGCCUCUAAGGGAAAAAGAAAAGUUCCUGGGAACAUUAAAGAUCAUCUCUGUGAAGAUCAUCGUUAAAAUGUUAAAAGAUCGUUAAAAGUCUGUCCUGCCAAUUUUGGUUUUACCAGAAAACACAUUUGGUUUUAAGAUCUACAAUCAUGCACAUGCAGCAUUUCUUUUCUGUUUUAUUUUAACUUUCAACAGUAAGACUGUUAAGCAUAAAAAACAGUUUCAGGGUUUUCUGUUUCUGUCUUUUUGUGCCAUGAUGAGUUUAAAAACUUGAGAAAGAAAAUCGGAUUUCUCAGCGCUAACUAUGAUGCAUUCACUGAGUGAAAAAAAAUAUAUAAUUUCUCAACAUCUGGCUUAUUAAAACUAAUUAGGGGGAAACAAUGCAGGCAAAAUAACCAGAAUAAAACGGUCCGUAGUUUUGUGUAGAACCUCUGUAGAACUUUUCAGACUCGAUUUUCAAAUUUUAUACUUAAUGUUCUUUUUAGAAGGAUGUAGACAGAUUUAAUUCUGUUACUGUAGGAUUUGUUGUUUUCAGUUUUUUACAGUAAAGUUUACUUGUUUUACUGUUUCAUAAUUGUCUAAUACUUAUUCAGGAUGUUCUGACUGCAUGUUCUAAGUACUGUAUGAAAGAGAAACGUUGUCGGGAUGAUGGACGCAAACCACAUGAGACUUUCUACAUCAGCCGACUGAUGUCCAUGAACUCUUUUUUAGGAUUUUACUGCUGCUUUUAUCCUUUUAUUUUUUACAUGUUUUAUUACUGUUUUAAUAAAAUGUGAACUCUGAGUCUGAGUUUUAAU
This is a messenger RNA of Cololabis saira (Pacific saury), 4922 nucleotides long. It is a transcript of the gene gpr37l1a, whose product is annotated as G protein-coupled receptor 37 like 1a. The record is from RefSeq and is a predicted model, not a curated record. Lineage: Eukaryota; Metazoa; Chordata; Actinopteri; Beloniformes; Belonidae. The transcript is spliced from 4 exons. Gene Ontology annotation, cellular component: plasma membrane; signaling receptor complex. Gene Ontology annotation, molecular function: G protein-coupled peptide receptor activity. Bases 98 to 1966 code for a protein of 622 amino acids. Gene Ontology annotation, biological process: adenylate cyclase-inhibiting G protein-coupled receptor signaling pathway; positive regulation of MAPK cascade.